AUGGAAAAAAAGAGAAGAGGGAGUCUCCAGCAGCAGCAGCAGCAGCAGAUGAAAGAAGAUCUGGAGAUGGGAGAAGAGCUGAUGCAGCAGCUCAGAUCCAGAGCUACAGAGCUCCUCCUCAGAGAAGAGUGGAACGAGUCCGUACAAGCCUACUCUCAUUUCAUCUCUCUCUGCCAACACCACAUCUCACGUAUCCAUCAACACGCUGAUCCCGAUCAUCUCUUCAAACUCCAAAAAUCCCUCUGCUUAGCCCUUUCCAAUCGGGCUGAAGCGCGGUCUCGGCUGCGUGAUUUGGCCAAUGCUCUCCAAGAUUGUGAUGGAGCACUUGAAAUUGAGGGCACCCAUUUCAAGACUCUGCUCUGCAAAGGUAAAAUCUUGCUUGGUCUCAAUAGAUACUCCCUGGCAUUGGACUGCUUCAAAGCAGCUCUUCUUGAUCCUCAGGCCGGUUUGAAAUGUGGAGCCCUUGAAGGGUACUUGGAGAGAUGCAAGAAACUUGAGCAUCAGUCAAGGACUGGAGCCUUUGACCUCUCUGAUUGGGUCGUAAAUGGGUUUCGUGGAAAGUUUCCGGAACUGGCAGAGUACAUUGGUGCAGUGCAGAUUAUGAAGUCUGAGAUUAGUGGGCGUGGCCUGUUUGCAACAAAGAACGUUGAUGCUGGGACUUUAGUCUUGGUUACCAAGGCAAUUGCUACAGAAAGGUGCAUUUUACCGGAGCAGAAUGAUGAUUCGGCGGAUAAUAUACAGUUGGUCAUGUGGAAGAAUUUUAUUGAUAAAGUUGUUGAAUCGGCUUCAAAAUGCAAGAGACUCCAUCAUUUAAUUUCGGUGCUAUCCAAUGGGGAAGAUGAGGAUGUGCUUGAGGUUCCUGAUGUGAAUCUCUUUAGGCCUGAGACAGAGGAGAGUGGCCUCUCAAUGGGGAAGCUGGAUAUGGGCAAAAUUUUAAGCAUCUUGGAUGUGAAUUCUCUAGUUGAGGAUGCGACCUCAGCUAAAGUUUUGGGGAAGAAUAGUGAUUACUAUGGUGUGGGGUUAUGGAUACUGCCUGCAUUCAUCAACCAUUCAUGUAACCCCAAUGCAAGGCGCUUGCAUGUGGGGGAUAAUGUAAUAGUUCAUACUUCCAGAGAUGUCAAGGCAGGGGAAGAGAUCACAUUCGCAUACUUUGAUGUGCUCUCACCAUGGAGAAAGCGCAAGGAUAUGGCCAAGACAUGGGGAUUCCAGUGUAAUUGCAAGAGGUGCAAGUUUGAAGAGCAGAUAUGCUCCAAAAUGGAGAUACAAGAGAUCCAGAUGGGACUUGAAAGAGGACUUGACAUGGGUGAUGCAAUUUAUAGGCUAGAAGAAGGUAUGAGGAGAUGGACGGUGAGGGGAAAGGAGAAAGGGUAUUUGAGGGCAUCCUUCUGGGCUGCCUACUCUGAAGCUUAUGAGUCUGAGAAAACGGUAAGGAGGUGGGGUAGGCGGAUUCCAGCAGUAGAGGCUGUGGUGGAUAGCGUUUUGGAAGCUGUGGGAAGUGAUGAGAGGGUUUUGAAGGCCUUUAUGGCUGGACUGAAGAGAAGUGGUGGAGGUGGGGUAGUGGAAAUAGAGAGAGCAAUGAAGUUAGCAAGAGGCGUAUAUGGUAAGGUGGUGAAGAAACAGGCAAUGAGGACUCUUAUUUCGCUUGGCUAUUAGCUGAUAGCUAUUACUAGUUUAUUAAUGUAUCAACUUGAGAAGAUCUUAUGUUUAGUUAAUGCUUUAUUGACAUUUAACAC
Molecule: messenger RNA, 1733 nt
Organism: Vitis vinifera (wine grape)
Lineage: Eukaryota; Viridiplantae; Streptophyta; Magnoliopsida; Vitales; Vitaceae
Product: methyltransferase FGSG_00040
Exons: 2
Coding region: 1-1653 (550 amino acids)
Molecular function (GO): protein binding
Source: RefSeq, a predicted model, not a curated record